Messenger RNA from Prunus armeniaca (apricot), 810 nucleotides. NCBI's taxonomy places the organism in Eukaryota, Viridiplantae, Streptophyta, Magnoliopsida, Rosales, Rosaceae. The record is from the annotation of a GenBank genome assembly.
AUGGGAAGGGGUAAGGUUCAGCUGAAGCGGAUCGAGAACAAGAUAAGCAGGCAAGUAACAUUCUCGAAGAGAAGGGCCGGAUUGCUCAAGAAAGCUCAUGAGAUCUCAGUUCUAUGCGAUGCUGACGUGGCACUUAUUGUCUUCUCCACCAAAGGGAAGCUCUUUGAGUAUUCUAGUGAUUCCAGCAUGGAGAGCAUCCUGGAGCGAUAUGACCAGUAUUCGCAUGCAGAACAGCAACUCACAACUGAUUCCGAACCACAGGGAAGCUGCUGGUCUCUGGAGUAUCCCAAGCUUGCAGCAAGGAUUGAAGUCUUGCAAAGGAAACUAAGGCAUUUUACUGGAGAAGAUUUAGACUCCUUAAGCUUGAGAGAGCUUCAAAAUUUGGAGCUACAGCUUGAGACAGCACUUAAGCGCAUACGAACAAGAAAGAACCAACAGAUGCACGAAUCCAUUUCAGUGCUGCACAAAAAGCAAAAGGCACUGCAGGAGCAAAACAACUCGCUAGGAAAGAAGCUGAAGGAGAAUGAAAAUAUGCUGGAGGUAGAGCAUGAUGGUCAGGUGCAGCAGGUAGAGCAGCACCAAAGUAACCAAGACGCCCACAACUCAUCCACCCUCAUGCUAAUGCCGCCGCCACCACCCCAAACCUCGUCAACACCGGCACUACUUGCUUCUCUAACCAUUGGUGGGGGAAUCCAGGCAAGAGGAGGGAUGGAAGAUGGUGAUGAUAAUGACGGAAGAACUCAAACUCGGCCGCCUACUACUACUCACACACUCAUGCCAAUGUGGAUGUAUCGCCAUUUCAACGAAUAA